AAAAUAAAACACCUAAAAUGCAACUGGAUCAUAUGAGUAGAGGAUUCAAAUGGGCAAGCUCAAUGAUAUCACUUGCAAGUGAACUUGCAAAUGAUAUUGAUGGCCUUGAAGCAUUUUCAUUUCUCGAUGAGCCACCAGGAUCAGCAAUGACUGAACUACCAGGAUCAGCAACCUCGACCGAACUACCAGGAUCAGCAACUACGACCGAACCACCAGGAUCAGCAACCAUGACCGAAACACCACCAUGA
Racocetra persica is the source of this 248-nucleotide messenger RNA. The record is from the annotation of a GenBank genome assembly. NCBI's taxonomy places the organism in Eukaryota, Fungi, Glomeromycota, Glomeromycetes, Diversisporales, Gigasporaceae.